AUGUCCGACAACCAAGAGUUUUUUCAUUGCCCCGUGUGCUCCAAGCGGUACAAGCGACGGGAGCACAUGCAACGCCAUUGGGCUUCUCACAACGCAUCCCGCCCGCACCGUUGCGCCCAGUGUAGCCGUGCCUUCCAGAGGCUUGACGUGCUGAAGCGCCACGCCCGGACAUGUGAGGCCAGGGCACUAGGCUUGAUAGCGCCCUCUGGGAGGAGGCGAGCCUGCGAUCUCUGUGUCCGCCAGAAGAAAGCAUGCAGCGCCAGCCAGCCGUGUCAGAACUGCGAAAGGUUAUCCGUACCUUGCUGCUAUUCCUUCAAUGUCAAUCAGGAAAACAAGAGACCGAGCACGUCCCAGGAGAGCGUCGCCGCAGGAAGCGACUCGAGUGAGGCCCAGACAUUACCGACGACGGAAGACAUCAACCCGAUUGUUGAGACUGUCGAAACCGUUGAGGAGCUUGCGGUGAAUGAAGCAGAUUUUAAUGCUGUCAUCCUGGCAGACCCGCUGGAAGCGGGCAUCUGGGAUGCACCCGAUACUAGUGGCAGCUGGCUGGAUUACUUGAACUUCAUGCCAGCUAGAUCACUCUUGGAUGUUUCAACCAACCGGCAACAGCUUGUGACCACGCGGAAGGAUAAUCCUCGGUACUCCUUCAGAUUUUUGGACAACUUCACCAGACGAACAGGCUUGCUAGAGUCUUUCGAAUGCGGAACCCCGGCGUUGAGGGAACGGACGGUAACAUCCUUUCUCCAACAGCAAGUCGGAAGUAAUGUGAUACUUCGUCACUUAGCCGGCUCCCAUAGCGGACCUUCGGCGGAUGUGGCGGAUGACCUCGCCGCGGCCUUAGCAGACAGCAGCACCAUUCCGACAUCGAUCACAGGCCCGGUUACUUUCGUUCAAAAUCCAUGGCUCCACGACCCUCUGAUGAUCAAGAUUCAUCAGAUUAUCGUCAUUGCAAAGGAAGUGGUCACAAUGAAGCCGCGUAACAGCGCCGUAACAGUUGAAUGGUCUCCCUUGCUGGAGCAAAAAUGCAUCGAGUUCUUCUCCCAAGAAAAUGUGCGCAAAUUCCUCACCCUUUACUGGACGAUCUGGCAUCCAAACGUCAACCUGAUCCAUCGACCGACAUUUGACCCGGCCACCGCCAACCCAACUUUACUCGCCGCCAUGGCGGUAAUGGGAGCAUCUAUGUCUCCAAAUCCUGCCGAUAGAGACAAUGCAAAGUUAUGGUUCAAUUGCGUUGAGGAGAUGGUAUUCACCGAUGAUGACCUUUGCUCGGAGCCUCUAUACACACUAGACACUGGUGUUUUGAUCCCUGCCACCCAGAAGCGCAAGGUCCAAGCUCUCCAGGCUGCUUAUAUCGUCUGCCUCUAUCAAAAUUGGGAAGGCACGGAUGCCAGCAAGAGGAGAAUUCGUCGAUACCGGUUUAGUACUGUUGUCUCGGUCGCUCGGGAUAUUGGUCUUGGAUCUGCAAGGCACACGGAUUGCCGAAGGCCUGUUGGAUACGAGUUCGAAUGGAAAUCGUUCGCUGUGAAAGAAGAAUUGAUCAGGACUUUUCUCUGGAUCUUCCUCCUCGACCAUGCUUUCGUCACCUUCAACAAUCUUCCGCCACGGUUGGUCAUCAAGGAGAUGAAGAUUCACAUGGCAAGACCAGAGGCUUGCUUCCAAGCUGCGACUGCGGAGGAGUGUCUUGAAGAGCUUCAGAAAUGGAGUGCCCACUCAGCCCUACUGCCCGUCCUAACCCUGCACGAGGCUGUGGAGAUGGUUUGCAAAGGUGGAAUGCACGAAGGGAUGCACGAGACCCUUGCCCACCUCGGCGCGCUGAACUUGUUUGCGGUCAUAUCAGCCGUUCACUCUCUCGUUUUCCAGCAUCAAAAUUCGUUUGCUGAAGAUGGGCACCUAGUUGCAAUCCGCCACGCUCUAAAGAACUGGAAGCCCGCCUGGGACUUUUAUACCAGCAAGCUCUCCGGGGGUCCCCCACACAAUAUGAUCAGCGGAGAUGCGCUCACACCGGAGAACGCGUGGAGACGAAUCGGAUUCUAUCGGCACGCCCAAGAAUACUGGCUGCUUGCCAGCGUCAUCAUUGACCGACUCACGAGCCCCGACCAGGCGUGGCGCAACGAGAGUCCCUCGGACAGCGACCAGGCGCAACAGCCAAAUCUCAGGGAAGCCACACCGCCGGAUCCAAUCCUGAGCAGGUAUGACCAGACAAGCAUGCGCCAGGUCAACGAUCUGAUAGCGGACUUUCAAAAAUUCCAAAUCAUUUCUGAGGAAGACUGA
Messenger RNA from Scedosporium apiospermum, 2271 nucleotides. Its product is annotated as Zinc finger, C2H2 type domain containing protein. Gene Ontology annotation, biological process: regulation of transcription by RNA polymerase II; DNA-templated transcription. NCBI's taxonomy places the organism in Eukaryota, Fungi, Ascomycota, Sordariomycetes, Microascales, Microascaceae. Gene Ontology annotation, cellular component: chromatin. Gene Ontology annotation, molecular function: DNA-binding transcription factor activity, RNA polymerase II-specific; zinc ion binding; RNA polymerase II cis-regulatory region sequence-specific DNA binding. The coding region runs from base 1 to 2271 and encodes 756 amino acids. The record is from RefSeq and is a predicted model, not a curated record. The transcript is spliced from 5 exons.